Messenger RNA from Arachis duranensis, 1346 nucleotides. RefSeq names its product peptidyl-tRNA hydrolase, mitochondrial. The record is from RefSeq and is a predicted model, not a curated record. Lineage: Eukaryota; Viridiplantae; Streptophyta; Magnoliopsida; Fabales; Fabaceae. The coding region runs from base 432 to 1088 and encodes 218 amino acids. The transcript is spliced from 10 exons. Gene Ontology annotation, molecular function: peptidyl-tRNA hydrolase activity.
AUAUUAAUUUCGAAACCUAACAGCCCCAGAUUCAGUUCGUCCUACUUCCUCCUCACUCCCGCUAGCAGCAGCAGCUCCGGCCCAGCAACGUUCUCCGCCGCUGUCGCCGGCGUUGACACAGACGGCGACGCUCCCCUCGCCCGGGUCCCUCUCUCUGGCUCCUUGCUACUGCUACAUCUAUAUCGCUGAGUUGCCGCCCAAAAAUUGCCGGUGGCCUCGCCUCUCCGGUCUCCGCCGAAUGACGUCUCUGCUUGCUUCUUCGGCGUCGUCGACGGAUUACUUACCGAGUUCAGUUGUUCACCACUGAGCUUCAAUAGUUUCCUGGUAACAGAACACAAAUUCAGAUUGAUGUGGGUUGUAGAUUGAAGAGGAACAGCGUCUGCUCAUUCAGGUUUUCAGCUUUUUUUGGUUUUUCUUUUUUGAAUUAUUAUAUGCUUAAUAGGCUAAGCAGAAAGUGCUUCUCCUCUGCUGCUGCUCCACUCCCAUGGCUUUUUGUGGGGCUCGGAAACCCUGGUGACAAGUACAGAGGAACUAGACACAAUGUGGGAUUUGAGAUGAUUGAUGCAUUUGCUUCGUCAGUAGGAAUUCCUAUGGAUACAGUCCAUUGCAAAGCUCUUUUUGGAAAGGGUUUUGUUGGUGAUAUCCCUGUUUUCCUCGCCAAGCCUCAAACAUAUAUGAAUUUGAGUGGUGAAUCAACCGAACCGCUGGCUGCUUAUUACAAACUACCUCUUAAUCAUGUGCUUGUGUUCCACGAUGACUUGAAUUUGCCAUGUGGGGUGCUUCGUCUCAAUGACAAAGGGGGCCAUGGAAGCCACAAAGGGCUGAAGAGUGUUAUCUAUCACUUUAGAGGAAAUAGAGAAUUUCCUCGGCUAAGAAUCGGGAUUGGAAGGCCUCCUGGGCAAAUGGAUCCUAAAGCAUUCUUGCUUCAAAAAUUCAAUGUAACAGCUAGACAACGAAUUGAUGAGGCAUUGCAAGAGGGGGUUGAUGCCUUAAAGCUCCUUUUAUCUCAAGGGUAUGAUGAGAGUGCAAAAAGGUUCAACAAAGAGCAAAAGUACAAACACUUAAGAGUGCAAACAUUACCAGUUUGAUGGAGUUCCCACCAUGAUGUCAGUCUUUGUUAAAAGUUAAUGAUAAAAUGUUUGAGAGUAUAGUUAGUCACACACACUGUUAAAUUGCAUCAUGUUAUAAUCUGCAAAUUAGUGAAGCAGUAGAGAAUGAGAUCAUCCAAGUAAAAUGAGCAUUUUUGUUUUCUUUUGCACAUAUUUCAUAAUUAUAAUGUCUACUCAUUACUAGUAGCUUGUUUUGCUGGGUGCUUUAUUAAGAAAAUGAGAUCAUAGUUUAUUUCA